This is a messenger RNA of Trametes versicolor FP-101664 SS1, 747 nucleotides long. RefSeq lists its product as uncharacterized. Lineage: Eukaryota; Fungi; Basidiomycota; Agaricomycetes; Polyporales; Polyporaceae. The transcript has 7 exons. The record is from RefSeq and is a predicted model, not a curated record. Bases 1 to 747 code for a protein of 248 amino acids.
AUGCCUGACACUAGCUUGGAACCAGAAAGGGACAUCAUCCAGGCCAACCAUGCUCUACUCGGCACAGACGUCGGGGAGACCCUGAAGCAAGACAUAUCCGAGCUACAAGAGCACGUCGCAUGCAUCACCAAGCUCUUCAAAAAGGUGAUCGGUCCUCUCGAGCUUUUCGACGACAAAUACUUUCCUUCUUCCCCGGCUCGCCACCUCGUGCCCGAGUGGGAGCGCUUCUCAUCUGUAGCCUACGCCGAGGGGGUCUUGGGCAAAGUUGGGAAGAUCGAUUGCGACGUCCAAGUGCUGGUAGCCGAAAUCAAGAAAUUCAAGAAGACAGUCAAAAGGCACAUAUCUAUUGCCACCUCUACGCGCUCUAACUUCAAAGAACUCGCCAGCGAUAUCAGGAGCUUUGAGCGUAAAGUGGAGCGCACCCUCAAGCAACUCGAUAUACCCAUUUCGGCGGAGAUGGACAACACUUGCAACAACAUUGAGGUGCUGAAGCAGAAGGUCUCCAGGAUGUCCGAUGAGGUCGCAGAUUGCAGCUCAGGCUACCUGAAGAAGAUGGCUUGGCUUGUUCCCGGGGCUACAGAAGCCUUGUGCACGCUGUCACCGAAGUUUGCGAUCCACGCAUUGCGAUCGGUGUUCAUGAUACCCAUCACCGAUGUGGAUGUCGAGACAAGACAGAGGCUGAAAUGUAUGGACCAGCAGCGCAAGCCCAUCUCGAAGAAUGCGCGGCGACGAUUCCGGCCUUACUAA